Messenger RNA from Setaria italica (foxtail millet), 1443 nucleotides. RefSeq names its product replication protein A 32 kDa subunit C-like. The record is from RefSeq and is a predicted model, not a curated record. NCBI's taxonomy places the organism in Eukaryota, Viridiplantae, Streptophyta, Magnoliopsida, Poales, Poaceae. Gene Ontology annotation, cellular component: DNA replication factor A complex; site of double-strand break; chromosome, telomeric region. Gene Ontology annotation, biological process: double-strand break repair via homologous recombination; DNA replication; nucleotide-excision repair. Gene Ontology annotation, molecular function: nucleic acid binding.
CCGCUCCGCUCGAUCAAAUCCCCUCCUCGUCGUCAUCGUUCCCACCGACACCGCAGUACCGCACCCGCGCCGCCGCGAGCGCGAUGGCCGCCGCGGCUUCCUCCUACUUCGCGGGCCCGGCCAUCAUGCCGUCGCAGCGCGCCGCCGCGGCGCCCGACAACUCCGCCGCCGCCUCCACCCCUUCCGCGGCCAAGUCGCGCGACCCCCGCUUCGCCGGAUGCGCGCCCGCCACCGUCCGCCACAUCGCCCGCUCCUUCGCCGCCGCGGCAGCCGUCGCCGGUCCGCCGGCGGCGGGCGACCCCGUCGUCUCCAUUGACGGCGUCGACGCCACCAACGUUUGGGUUGGGAGGGUGGUGAACAUGGCGAGCAUGGAGGCUGGCGUGUCGUUCACGCUCGACGACGGCACUGGGAAGAUCGCGCUCGUGCGGUGGAUCGCUGACCAGAUGGAUGCUAAGGAGGCGGCUUUUGUCCAGAAUGGAAUGUACCUCAAGGUUCAAGUGACACUUGUUGGGUUUCAAGCUAAGCAGCAGGGUUUUGCUCGUUCUAUCAGGCCUGUUACCAAUUUCAAUGAAGUGGUGCUGCAUUUCAUCGAGUGUAUACAUGUGCAUUUGGAAAAUGUCCGGCCAAAGAUGCAAGGUCUACUCCCUCGCUCUGUUCAACCAAAUGCAUCUACUCAUGAGAUGCAAGGUCAUGUCCCUCAUGGAGUUCAAACAAAUGCACCUGCUUAUACGCCCUUUUCUGGUGGAGUUAGAGAGCAUCAAGUUCAUUUUUCUCCUGAAGUAAACCAAGGGCUAUUUCCUCCGUCUACUCAAACAAACACAUCUACUCAUGUACCUUUUUCUGGUGGAGUGAGAGGACAGCAAGUUCAUUCUACUUCUCGACCCAACCAAUUUUCAGCUUACCCAGGUACUGGUGGACAACAGCGAGAUCUGCAGAGAAUGGUUAUGGAAGUAAUGCAACAACCAGAUAUACUUGCACAUGAAAAUGGAGUACAUGUUGAUGAAGUGGCAAGGAGACUUGGAAUGCCAAGAGCACAAAUUUUGGCCACCGCCCUGCAGCUGGUCGAUUUGGCCUGCCUUUAUUCCACUAUCGACGACUAUCAUUUCAGGUCUACUUUAAAUGGCUGAUCGAUGCAGUCAUCUUCAAGAUUAGUUAACGACAUAUGAGAUUUGCUCCAGUUUUUAGGUACUGAACAGCAUUCAUGUAUAUGCUUCAAGUAUCCAUAUCUAGUAGUACACGAGAUUUCCCUUUGUACAGAUCGCACUAAUAUUUUAGUUGCCAAGCAAAUUACUCACACAUGCAGAUUGGUUAGAAUGUCAGGUCUUUAGCAUGUCGCAGUUGCUGGCUGGAUGGAUCUGCUUAGUACUAUUUACUUGUUUUUAUUUUAAUUUUUACUGAAUACUGGGAUAUACAGUGCGAUCUUCUCAUCCAUUUCCCAUUCUU